Molecule: messenger RNA, 279 nt
Organism: Opisthorchis viverrini
Lineage: Eukaryota; Metazoa; Platyhelminthes; Trematoda; Opisthorchiida; Opisthorchiidae
Exons: 2
Coding region: 1-279 (92 amino acids)
Source: RefSeq, a predicted model, not a curated record
AUGCCACUUGCUAACUGUCAUAUUCUUAGUUUGUCGCCUGGUGAUUACAGCGGCGUUUUCUUCCUGGCUGCAGAAGCGCAGUUGUAUAGUGUGAACUGGUUCCUUCUGGAUGGGAAUGAAAGAGCAGCGAUCCUCUCCAUGGACUACACUUUUGUGAUCAUCGAAACGAGUGAACCUCAACAAGUAGGCCAACCAUUCAGCGGCGAUUUCAACGACGUCACAUUUACAAUCGAAGAAGAUAAUGACAAAAUCGGCAUUUCUGGAUGUCCUCAUCACUAG